Molecule: messenger RNA, 927 nt
Organism: Ostrinia furnacalis (Asian corn borer)
Lineage: Eukaryota; Metazoa; Arthropoda; Insecta; Lepidoptera; Crambidae
Product: DNA-directed RNA polymerase III subunit RPC9
Exons: 4
Coding region: 275-652 (125 amino acids)
Biological process (GO): transcription initiation at RNA polymerase III promoter
Cellular component (GO): RNA polymerase III complex
Molecular function (GO): nucleotide binding
Source: RefSeq, a predicted model, not a curated record
UUUUUGUAAAAUAUCAUAAAAAUUUAACUCGAAACCCUCACAAUUCCCAGUUUUAAAGGUAUAAUAGAGGCUAUGGAACUACUGGUAAACUAGGUAUACUUGAGAACUUUUGUUCGUUUAGUGGCCAGUGGCUUUCUGUGUUGUUACAGUCGUUGUUCAUAAAUUUGCGUAAUAAUUGUGUUUAUUUUUGGCGUUUUCUGAUUUUCAUAAGUGUUUUAAACAAGGCCUACAUGAAGCACGAUCGUGAGCGAUCUACAUUCGUCAGUAUUUCACAAUGGAAACCAUCAAAGCCAAUGCAGCAUUUCUGUGCAACUUUGAAGUAAUGCAAAUUUUGCAGCAGCUAAAGGACAAUACACAGAAAAAACACAAACGUGAAGGUUCUCUUGCUACUGUUACAUAUGAAACAGUUCAUUUCUUACAAAACUCAGAUUGUAAGAACCAGAGUGCCCAAGCCAUUCAAAAGUUUCUGGAGGCGAUGAAGGCUUUCAAGCUGACCAAAACUGAGAAACUUAUGAUGGUGAAUACUCCUCCCCGCACUGAACUGGAGAUCCAGCUGAUUGUACAAGAGAGCGAGGAGAGAUUAUCCGAAGAAGACGUAAGGAAAAUAAUCAGCUUGUCCAAUGAGUUCCUGCCACCAAGUGAGAACAUAUGACAAAUGGACGAGGCUGAUGAGCCCGAAGAAAUAAAUAUAUAAAUUGUAUUAAUUACCAAAUGUUUAAGCAUAAAGUCGGAUGCUUUUAUACCACUGCUUAUAAACUAAACCAGAUAUUCAUUUUAACCGUAAGGCCUUUGCCAUUAGCGGCAAUGCCGCCAAGCACGUUAAAUAACAAUAUAUUUUUUCUUUUCAAGUUGGUUAUCAAGCAUUAGAUUCGACUAUUUGAUAUUGACCAUUUGACCCUAUAACGUCAUAGUGAUAACAUUUGCUUA